CGAUUAGAAAUAUCACUCAUUUUUUUUCUCUGACAUUUCUACUCUCUGGUUCAAGUUCUACUUAUUGACAGCAUACAGAAAUAGAAAAUUCACUCCUCUAGAUGGAGAUCCCAUUAAUAUUUAAAUGGAUGUCUCAGAUUUCUUGAGUCUUCUUUAAAGUUUCCUUCAAAGCUUUGUCACGUGGUUCCCAGAUCUUUCACCAUCUUGUUUGUCUCAUGAACAUAGCCCCAUGGAUAUGGGUAGUCCCAGUGGAUAACCAUUUGAAAUAGAGGUCCAAGAACUGGAUACGAUAUUUUCAGAUGCAGCCUGAUUCACACAAGGUACAACAGAAUCUCCCUUGGUUCAUAAUAUGGUUCCACUAUUACAGCCUACAAUAGCACUAGCAUUUUCAGUGCCCAUGACAAUAUUGACUCACAUAGAAUGUACUAAAAUUUCCGUCUUUUUCAUUCCUUUGUCCCCUUUGUCUGUUUUUAUACAACUAGGUAGCAUCCACACAUAGCUGUCUCACCUGUGCUUUUCCUGUCUUCCCUCCUCAAGCAGGCCGCAGAUGGUGGACCUAAGGAAUGGGAGCACAGUGACAGAGUUUAUCCUCGUGGGCUUCGAGCAGAGCUCCUCUUCCACUCGGGCAUUGCUCUUUGCCCUCUUCCUAGCCCUCUACAGCCUUGCCAUGGCCAUGAAUGGCCUCAUCAUCUUCAUCACCUGGACAGACCCCAGACUCAACAGCCCCAUGUACUUCUUCCUUGGCCAUCUGUCCUUCCUGGAUGUCUGCUUCAUCACCACCACCAUCCCACAGAUGCUAAUCCACCUGCUGGUCAAGAACCACACUGUCUCCUUUGCCUCCUGCUUGACCCAGAUGUAUCUGGUUUUUGGUGUAGGUGUGGCCGAGUGCAUCCUCUUGGCUUUUAUGGCCUAUGACCGUUACGUUGCUAUCUGCCACCCACUCAGCUAUGCACAGAUCAUGAGCCGGCAGGUCUGUGUGAAGCUGGUGAGUACUGCCUGGUUCUUUGGGCUAAUCAAUGGCAUUCUGCUUGAUUAUAUGACAUUUCGUGGUCCAUUCUGUAGAGACAACCACAUAGAAAACUUCUUCUGUGAGGCCCCCAUAGUGAUUGCCCUCUCUUGUGGAGACCCCCAGUUUAGCCUGAAAAUGAUCUUUGCUGAUGCCAUCGUGGUGCUGCUCAGCCCCAUGGUGCUCAUUAUUAUCUCCUAUGCCCGUAUCCUGGCCUCCAUCCUUGGCAGAACCUCUUCCUCAGGUCGGGGGAAGACCUUCUCUACUUGUGCCUCCCAUCUGACUGUGGUCAUCUUUUUCUAUACCUCAGCCAUGUUCUCUUACAUGAAUCCUCGCAGCACACAUGGCCCUGACAAAGACAAGCCUUUCUCCCUUCUCUACACCAUCAUCACCCCCAUGUGCAACCCCAUCAUCUAUAGUUUUCGAAACAAGGAAAUGAAGGGGGCCAUGGUGAGGGCCCUUGGGAGGACCAGCCUGGCCCAGGCAGAAUCUAUCUAGCGGGAAGACUCCUGGAAGAGAGGU
Leopardus geoffroyi (Geoffroy's cat) is the source of this 1528-nucleotide messenger RNA. RefSeq names its product olfactory receptor 10AD1-like. The record is from RefSeq and is a predicted model, not a curated record. Gene Ontology annotation, cellular component: membrane. The transcript has a single exon. The coding region runs from base 548 to 1504 and encodes 318 amino acids. Gene Ontology annotation, molecular function: G protein-coupled receptor activity; olfactory receptor activity. Gene Ontology annotation, biological process: G protein-coupled receptor signaling pathway. NCBI's taxonomy places the organism in Eukaryota, Metazoa, Chordata, Mammalia, Carnivora, Felidae.